Molecule: messenger RNA, 1039 nt
Organism: Saccostrea cuccullata (small rock oyster)
Lineage: Eukaryota; Metazoa; Mollusca; Bivalvia; Ostreida; Ostreidae
Product: caveolin-1-like
Exons: 2
Coding region: 435-821 (128 amino acids)
Biological process (GO): caveola assembly
Cellular component (GO): caveola; plasma membrane
Molecular function (GO): molecular adaptor activity
Source: RefSeq, a predicted model, not a curated record
GGACAAUUCAAAAACAUUCAAUAAUGCAUUCAUCCGUUUCUUUUCUGCUUUGAAAACGACAUUUCACCAUUCCUACAAACUACGGAGUAUAUACUCGCGCUUGAAGCAACACUGCGUCAUCUAAAGGAUGAAGGAUUUCAUUUUUGUUUUGGCAACAGUCUCCAAGUAAUGACUGAAAACAGUAUCAUUAAUAGAAAAAAAUCAAUCCGAUGUUUUUUUUUACGUUAAAGUUCAAAGACUUUUCCUUGGUAGCCAGGCUGCUUUUGUAAAUAUUCUAGUAGUUUACUUCGGUUUUCCGUUAUUUUUGCUUGGGAAAGGAAUUAAACGCACGACUCUCUUCUCACGUCUUUGAGAGGAUACUGCUAUAACUGUACAGCUUAUACAUCUAGUUUAAAAAUUAUUUCUUCGGACAAUUUUCUUUUUUAAAGAUAGAAAUGGCGGAUAUGGAUAUGACAAACAGAGAUCCCAAUAACCUUAACAGUCAUCUUGGGACCCUCCUUUUUAAUGACGUAAUCGGCGAGCCGGAUGGUACUCACAGUAUCGACUGCGUUUGGAAGCUGUCUCGCUUCUGCUUUGAGUGUUGGAAGGGUUGCUGCUACAAAAUAAUGACCCUGUUAUGUGGCUGCUGCAUCGCCGCGGAGUGGGGCUGUGAGUUCGCCUACAUCGCCUUCUGGCAUAUCUGGUACAUCACCCCCAUGUUUAAGGUUCUGGAAAUCAACUGCGGCGUCUGUCAGCGACUGUAUUCCAUGUGUGUCAACUGCUGCAUGACUCCCGUCUGCGAAGCUUUUGGAGGUAUAUUCCACCAUUUUAAAAGGACCUAGCUCGCAGGACUUAAUUUUUUUUCAGGUUGAAAGUAUUUUCUGUGAUCAUUUUUUUUAAUUCUUAGAAGAAUCUAGUAUUCACUAAAGAACAGCUUUUGGUAAUUAUGGAUGAUUUCUAUUGGAGAUGAGAUUUAAAUACUUUAAAAUGUUAUCAGUAUUUCAAACUAUUGACUUCAUAUAGCCUGUGAUAUUGCUCAGCAAAUAAAUUCUUUUACUAA